Molecule: messenger RNA, 1633 nt
Organism: Lates calcarifer (barramundi perch)
Lineage: Eukaryota; Metazoa; Chordata; Actinopteri; Centropomidae
Exons: 6
Coding region: 186-764 (192 amino acids)
Source: RefSeq, a predicted model, not a curated record
GUUAUGUGGUCACUGGUAAAACCAAAAGUGAAAGUGCUGCAAGGACAGGGAGCAGUUGUCAUUAUUGUAUUGGUGAGAGUCGCACAGACAUGCCAGAGACCUCGGAAAGAAAUUACGAAGCUAUUCCGUAAGUAAACUUCUACUUGAAUAAUCCCUGUGAGGCUGUGAACUGCUGAAUCUCUACCAUGCAUCGGAGUAAGGCAAAUUAUAUCCGUCUCAGAGACACGUCCAUGGCACAGACAACAUCGAUGAAAAACUUCUAUGUCCACCUUGCGGGAAAAACUAAUGACGCUCAUCAUGACUUUGUUAGGAAGUUGAAAAGUUAUGGUUUUACUCAGGUGUCCUCUCAUGAUCACUGUGACUACUGUGUGGUUUUCUGUCCAAUCGCCUCACGAGUUGGAACGGACGUUGCCGAGGCCCUGGAAAGAAGUCCUGCUGGUAAACCGAUCAUUCUGGUGGUGAUGCAUCACACCUUUGAUCGUGACCAUGUUGUAGCUGAGAGCAGGAGACUGGUGGAUAACCAGGACGUCACUGUCACAGUGGACUAUCUGUUCUAUGAGAAAAACCUCCUGCAGUGUAAACGCAACGAUAUCUCAUGGGGUGAAAUCGAGAAGACUCUCGGAAUUCCCCGGGUUAGGAGCAGAUUGACUGAUCUAAUACAGCAAUUAUCUCAUCAACGAUGGAUUUGGAUAGGGUUACUUUUUGGACUGGGAAUAUUGGUGAUCCUUGCGGUGAUCGUUUUCAACCUUUUGAAAAAACAUUAAGGAGAACAGUGACGGCUGUCACUAACAUACAUGAUAGAACCAAAAGGAAUCAAGUUUAUAUCUCAUAAUCACAGAAAAUCAUUCUUAAAGAGAUAAAAUAAAUAUGCUAUAUCAUGUAUGUGUAAUGUCUGUAAUGACUGUAGAAGGACGCUAUUAUUAGUAUUAUGAAGGUUGAUGUAAAUGUUGUUGGGCUGAUGCAUUAUAUUAUAUCUGAAGCACAGUUCUAAGGGGAAUGAUUGCAGAUUCAGGCCUUAUCUAACAAUACUAACAUGACCAUAUGUGGAUACAGUCAAACAGGCUGCUGUAAUUGCUUCUCAUGUCCAAAAAUCCCCUCCAUAGGGGGACAACAAUCAGACUGUUUUUGGGCAAAAAUGCAUCUAGAGGUUCAGCUGAAGCUUCAGCAGUCAGAGUUUUCAAGUCAAGUGGACAUAUUCCAAAGGUUCAGUCUUUUUAUUACCUUCUUUGUGUUAUGAUGAUGUUACCUUGUCAGACAGCAAGGAGGACACUCACACAAAGAGAAACUGGUGAUAAAAACACUUUAACUUUGAAACAUAUCCAGUCGAUGUAACUAACUCAGAUUGCUGAAACUGUAAAUUAACUUUAACCAAACUUUGAAUUUAUUAAAAGAAAAAAAUCACUUUCAUUGAAAUUGUUUUAAGAAGAUGUGGAACCCUUUCACCCAAGUAACUGUGCCUUCGAGAUACAAGUUUUCCGUCAUGUUUAAAUGUGUGUUUAGAGUAGUACACGCUCCGGUCUUAUGAACGCAUAAUGUAUCAUAUCUAUAUAACUCGCUUCUGUAAAUUAAACAAAUGUGAUGGAUUCCUUUCAAAAAUUUCAAAAAAAAACACAAUAAAUAACUUUGAGUUUGA